Molecule: messenger RNA, 997 nt
Organism: Gilbertella persicaria
Lineage: Eukaryota; Fungi; Mucoromycota; Mucoromycetes; Mucorales; Choanephoraceae
Product: cytosolic Fe-S cluster assembly factor NBP35
Exons: 4
Coding region: 28-981 (317 amino acids)
Biological process (GO): iron-sulfur cluster assembly
Cellular component (GO): cytosol
Molecular function (GO): 4 iron, 4 sulfur cluster binding; ATP-dependent FeS chaperone activity; ATP binding
Source: RefSeq, a predicted model, not a curated record
CUUUUUUUUCUUUCUUUUCAUUAAACAAUGACAAACAAUACACAAGCGCCCAUUCCGGACAAUGCAAACGAACAUUGCCCUGGUCCCGAAAGUGAAAAGGCAGGUCAAUCAGACGCAUGUGCAGGUUGUCCCAAUCAAGCCAUCUGCGCAACAGCACCCAAAGGUCCUGAUCCAGAUAUUUCUGUUAUUGCUGAUCGUUUAUCGGGUGUUAAGCACAAGAUCCUUGUCUUGUCAGGCAAAGGUGGUGUUGGUAAAUCCAGCUUUACUUCCCAAUUAGCCUUUGCACUCUCUGGAGAUCAAGAUAUUGAAGUAGGUGUGAUGGACAUUGAUAUCUGUGGUCCUUCUAUUCCUACCAUUAUGGGUGUCGUAGAUGAACAGAUCCAUCAAAGCAACAGUGGAUGGCAACCUGUGUAUGUGCAAGAUAAUUUGGCUGUCAUGUCUAUUGGAUUUAUGCUGCCUGAUAAAGACGAUGCUGUGAUUUGGCGAGGACCUAAAAAGAAUGGGCUGAUUAAACAGUUCCUAAGAGAUGUCGAAUGGGGUUCUUUAGAUUAUUUGAUUGUAGAUACACCACCCGGUACUUCAGACGAACAUUUAUCGUUGGCUUCCUUUUUAAAAGAAAGUGGCAUAGAUGGCGCAGUGAUUAUUACAACACCUCAAGAAGUGGCACUACAAGAUGUCCGUAAAGAGAUUGAUUUCUGUAAAAAAGCAAAGAUUCCUAUUUUAGGAUUAGUCGAGAAUAUGUCUGGAUUUGUAUGUCCCAGUUGUCAUGGUGAAUCUGUCAUUUUCCCUCCCACAACAGGUGGUGCACAAGCAUUAGCAGAUGAAUUUGGUAUUCCGUUGCUAGGCAAGAUUCCUUUGGAUCCUCGAGUCGCCAAGAGUUGUGAUAUGGGUUUAUCCUUUUUAGAUGAAUAUCCUGAUUCACCCGCUUGUGCAGCUUAUGAAGACAUUAUAGAAUCAUUAAGAGACCGAGUAGAGAAAUAAAUCACUUUUUUUUUAU